Messenger RNA from Miscanthus lutarioriparius, 3795 nucleotides. NCBI's taxonomy places the organism in Eukaryota, Viridiplantae, Streptophyta, Magnoliopsida, Poales, Poaceae. The record is from the annotation of a GenBank genome assembly.
AUGGACGACGUGCCGCCGCCGCUCGAGAUGACCCCGCCGGCCAACGCGCCGCCGCCGUCAGACGUGCCUCCGCAGCCCGACGUGCUGCCUCCGCCUGAUGCCGCAGCACACCCUAUUGCUGAGGGGGACUUGAUCGCUACGAUAGAUCCAUCGUAUCUCCCCAACUCUGGGCGUCGCUUCGUCGGCUGCGAGCGAGACGCCUGUGCCGCCGCGCCGGUGGAUGAAGGCGAUCAAGGAUUAGGAACAGCAGGGCCCCUUGCCUUGGCGAUCCGAUCCCGAUCCCGAUCCAAUCCGAUCCUCCAUUCUUCCUUGGGCGGCCCCCCUCAGCUUCCUUCCACAUGGCUCGUGCUCGUCCCCCACCGCCGCCCCCGCCCCCGUCGCUGCAGGGGAACGGGAACGGGAGCGGGAGCAUCACCACCAGAGACGCCCUCGCCUACCUCAAGGGUCGUCAAGGACAAGUUCCAGGAAAAGCCCCACACGUACGAGCAGUUCAUCCAGGUCAUGCGUGAUUUCAAGAGCAACAGGCUCGACAGCGCCGGCGUCAUCGCCCGUGUCAAGACCCUCUUCCACGGCUACCCGGACGGCUUCAACGCCUUCCUGCCCAAGGGACAGUCCAUCAGGCGUCAGGACCUCCUCCUCCACAAGGACAAGGAGCCCGUCGAUUAUCCCAGGGCCAUCAGCCUUGUCAACAGGAUUAAGAGCCGAUUCCAGCAGGAGGAACAUGUCUACAAGUCAUUCCUGGGGAUCCUCAAUAUGUACCGCAUGCAUAACAAGCCCAUCCAAGAUGUUUACGACGAGGUCACUGUGCUGUUCCAUGGCCAUCCUGAUUUACUCGAGGAGUUCAUUCAUUUCUUGCCUGAUACGCCCACGCCUCCUCCGCAGGCAGCCACUACCUCUAAAGCCAGGCAUGAUGACAAGAAUGCUGUUAUGCAUUCUGCUACAAGAGCUCAGACCGUUCAACAGAGGGAGAGAGCUUUUCCAUCAACUGCUGAUUGGGACUCCAGUGUUGAUCGCCUUGAUCUUGAGCAUGAUAUUAAAAAAAGGUGUAUUGAGAAGGAAAAAAUUCGUAAUGCCUGUCGCAGUCAGCAUAGAAGAGGUUAUAAAAGGAAUGAGAAGAAUAACGAAUAUAAAAACGAAGAUUUGUAUGCAGAGCGAUGUGGUCACAAAUCUCAAAGAAAGAUGGAGGGUACUGGUGAUGACACACUAGGUGGUGCUACCAUGUCUCCUUUCUCAUUCAAUUGUUCACACACACAAGAGUUUCAAUUCUGUGAGAAAGUAAAGGCACAGCUAGAGCCUGAAGCUUACCAAGAGUUCUUGAAAUGCCUUCACAUAUACAGCCAAGAAAUUAUUACAAGAAGUGAACUGAAAAGAUUGGUAAAAGACAUACUUCAGCACUACCCGGAUCUUGUGAAUGGAUUCAAUGACUUCUUGGGACACUGUGAAAAUAUAGAUGGCUUUCUGGAAGGAACCUUCAAUAAAAGGCAAACAUCACGGAUGGUUAAACCUGUGGAAAAAGAGAGAUAUAAGGAGCACGAGGGGGAUAGCGAUCCUGAGAAAGAGAGAUAUAAGGAAAGGGAAAAAUCUGAAAAAGUAUUGGCGUUCAAUUCUAAGGAAGGAGCAACUCAUGAAGUUACUGCAUUCCCUAGCAAAGAAAAUUAUAACUUAUGCAAACCAAUAUCAGAGCUUGAUCUGUCAAAUUGUCAGCGGUGCACUCCAAGUUACCGACUUUUGCCUGAAAAUUAUCAAGUGCCUUCUGCAAGCAACAGGACUGACACUGAAGCUUCAGUGCUGAAUGAUCUCUGGGUAUCAGUGACCUCAGGAAGUGAAGAUUAUUCGUUUAAGCAUAUGCGCAAAAAUCAGAAUGAAGAAAGCUUGUUUAGAUGUGAAGAUGGCAGGUUUGAGCUGGACAUGCUGUUGGAAUCUGUUACUGUGGCAAUUAAGCGUAUUGAGAAGUUGGUGGAAAGGAUGGAAGGCAACUCACUCAAACCAGACAGCUCUAUCCACCUCGAUGAACAUUUGACUACUUUGAAUAUGAGGUGCAUUGAGUGGCUAUAUGGUGACCAUGGACUUGAUGUUGUGGAUGUUCUUCGAAAAAAUAUUGGUGUGACAUUACCAGCUAUUUUAACCAGGCUUAAACAAAAGCAGGAGGAAUGGUCAAGUUUCUAUUUCAAACAACAAGACAAGAAGAAUCUGAACACAAAAGCUCUAUUGUCUCAGAUUAAAGAAAUCAGUGAGAAGAAUAGGACGGGGGAUGAUGUGCUACUUGCUAUUACUGCUGGGAAUAGGUGGCCACUAGUUCCCAACAUGUCAUUUGAGUAUGUGGAUUUGGACAUUCAUGAAGAUCUUUAUCAGAUAAUCAAAUACUCUUGCGGAGAACUAUGCAGUUCUUCAGAUCAAGUUAAUAAAGUGAUGAGGAUCUGGACAACAUUUUUAGAGCCUUUGUUAGGGAUUCAUCUUAGGGCUCAUGGUGCUGAAGAUGCAGAUAUGGUGGUAAUGGCUCUAAAAGUGCUGGAGCUGAGUCUGGCUGAAUUUGUGGGUACGAAUGAAACAAUUCCAUCUAUGAGGAGCAGAAAACAUGGGAGGAUGACAUCUUUGUAUGGAGUGGGUGUACAUCCAUUUAAUGAAUAUUCGGGGUCCCACAACAAUUUAAGGCCUGAAAGAGAAGAGGGUGAAUUAUCUCCUAAUGGCGAUUUUGAAGAGGAAAACUUUGGUGUUUUCAAAGAUGAAGCUAUAUAUGGAACUUCUAAACAAAAUGGAGGUUCUACCAGCAGAUCUCUCCAGGGUAGACCUAAGGAAGUUCUCAAGUUUUCUGGCAAGAAUCAUGCAGGUGCAGAAAAUGAAGGUAACGAGAGGGCCCAGAGGUCUGCAGAGGAUAGUGAAAAUGCAUCUGAGGCUGAUGAAGAUGCCUCUGGCAGUGAAUCUGGUGGUGGUGAGGAGUUUUCUCAUGAAGAUCAAGCGGAAGAAGAGGAUGAUAUGGAUCUUGAUACAAAGGUAAGUGACGGUGGAGCAGAGGUAAAUACAGAGGCACAGGGUUUGGAUGGAGGAAUAUCACUGCCAUUUUCAGAAUGUUUGCGAAGUACAGUUAAACCACUUUCCAAGUACGUUUCCACAGCAUUACCAAACCAUGAAGAGAAACUUUCUCAUAUAUUUUAUGGAAAUGACUCAUUUUAUGUUCUGUUCAGGCUACAUCAGAUCUUAUAUGAGAGAAUAUUGUCAGCUAAGACAAACUCUUCUACAUCAGACAAUAACUGGAAAGCUUCAAAGGAUACAAAUUCUCCAGACCAAUAUUCAAGCGACGCCGACCGCGCGGACUCAUGGCUGCGGCGGGGAAGGGAUGCCGCGGCCGAGACCCUCCGUCUGCCGCCGGGCGUCAAAGCUCGGCCUGGCGACGCCCGUACCGGCGUGGUGGUCACCGGUGGCGCCCGCACUGGAGAUCUGGCGCGCGGCGCGACGGCGACGUUCAUGAGCCACUGUGGCUGGAACUUCACCAUGGAGAGCCUCAGCCACGGGAAGCCCAUCCUGGCGUGGCCCAUGCACAACGACCAGCCCUGGGACGCCGAUCUCAUCUGCAAGUACCUCCGCGCCGGCGUGCUCGUGCGCCCCUGGGAGCGGCGCCACAACGUGAACCCCGCGGCCGCGAUCCGCGACGCCAUCGAUAGGGUUAUGGCCUCGGAGGAAGGCGCCAAGAUCCAGUGGCGGGCGGCCGCGCUCGGGGAGGCCGUCCGCGGCGCCGUGGCCGAGGGCGGGUCAUCCCGGUGGGACUUGGACGAGCUCGUCGCGUACGUGACGAGGUGA